Messenger RNA from Coccomyxa subellipsoidea C-169, 1770 nucleotides. Its product is annotated as cytochrome P450. Gene Ontology annotation, biological process: xanthophyll biosynthetic process. The record is from RefSeq and is a predicted model, not a curated record. Gene Ontology annotation, cellular component: chloroplast. Gene Ontology annotation, molecular function: beta-carotene 3-hydroxylase activity; heme binding; oxidoreductase activity, acting on paired donors, with incorporation or reduction of molecular oxygen. The coding region runs from base 1 to 1296 and encodes 431 amino acids. NCBI's taxonomy places the organism in Eukaryota, Viridiplantae, Chlorophyta, Trebouxiophyceae, Coccomyxaceae. The transcript has 13 exons.
AUGCCGGAGGCUCGCGGCGACAUCAGGGAGAUUGUGGGUCAGCCGGUGUUUGUGCCGCUGCAGAAGCUCGCCAUGAUCUAUGGCAAGGUGUUCCGGCUGUCGUUCGGCCCUAAGAGCUUUGUGGUGGUGUCGGACGCAGCGGUGGCGCGCCACAUCAUGAUGACUAACGCCGCCAACUACUCCAAGGGCAUCCUGUCAGAGAUCCUCGACUUUGUCAUGGGCUCUGGGCUGAUCCCGGCUGAUGGAGAGGUGUGGAAGGCCCGGAGGAGAGUGGUGGUGCCGUCCCUGCACAGGAAAUACAUUGCCAACAUGGCGGGGCGCGCAGUCGAGAUGGAGAAUUUCUUUUCGCGGCUGACGCUGGACAUUAUCGGCAAGGCCGUGUUCAACUACGACUUUGACUCGCUGACUCAUGAUGACCCCGUCAUCCAGGCGGUGUACACCGUGCUCAGAGAGGCAGAAUACAGGAGCACAUACCCACUGCCAUACUGGCAGCUGCCCCUUAUGAUGUGGCUGGUACCUCGCCAGCGCCAGUGCGUGGAAGCUCUACGCAUCAUCAACACCACUCUGGACUCGCUCAUCGCCAAGUCCAAGCGCCUGUUUGACGAGGAAGAUCAGGAGUUUGGCGAGGACUAUCUGAGCGACAAGGAUCCCAGCAUCCUGCACUUUCUGCUCGCCAGUGGCGACGAGAUCACCAGCAAGCAGCUGAGGGACGAUCUGAUGACGAUGCUGAUAGCGGGCCAUGAGACGACCGCGGCAGUGCUGACGUGGACGCUCUUCUGCCUCACAGAUCGGCCCGACGUGCUCCGGCGCAUGCAGCAGGAGGUGAAUGAGGCGAUGCGGCUGUACCCUCAGCCGCCGGUCCUGAUCAGGCGCGCUCUGGAGGACGACGUUUUGGGCGGCUUCCACGUCUCGGCAGGCUCCGACAUCUUCAUCUCUGUCUGGAACAUCCACCGGGAUACUGGGUACUGGACUCGGCCGGAGGAUUUUGACCCGGAUCGGUUCUCUCUGGAGGGCCCCGUGCCAAACGAGACAACUGAGAACUUCAACUACCUGCCCUUCGGGGGCGGCAGGCGAAAAUGCAUAGGUGACCAAUUUGCGCUGUUUGAGUCGCUGUCAGCGCUGGCCGUUCUGCUACGGAGAUUCGAGUUUCGAAUGGCUCCAGGCGCGCCACCCGUCAACAUGACUACGGGAGCAACCAUCCACACAUCGGAGGGCCUGCUGAUGCAAGUAGUGCCGCGGACAAUUACAGAUCCGCUCGAGGGCUGCUCUGCUUUUGUGCGCUGUCUCAAGUCUUGAUACCCUGACAGUAAGGUGUCCUACUAAGGUGUGUCAGUACAGGAGUCUAGCUUCAGGGGUGUUUCCUUUGGUUGGUCACAGAUGACUGCUUAGUUUCUGCUGUCAUAGGUUGCAGCUGCGCAUGCAGGAUGCUUCCAAUAGCAUGCAAUGCAUGUGAUCUAUGAAGAUGCAGUUUGACUGUCCAAAGUUUCAUGUCUUCGGCUUUGCUUGUCCCAACACAUGUCUGUAAGUGUCCAUGUAGCCAUUCUUAAGAUCCAUCUUGGUGCAUUCUCGUGGGAUCUUUGAUGCCCGGAUCUCGAGGCGAGUGAGGGCCGCUCCAUUGGUGACUUGGAGUGCUUGCACCUGGUGCUUGAAUACAAGCUCUGAGUACCGGCUAUGGUAGGCUAGUCUCAUAUUUCUCUUUAGGGUGUGUUAUGGGGGGCUCCGAGUUCUCCAGAAGCAAUCAUGAAGUUGCCUGGUAAGCAUUACAUAAUC